AUGACUGGUAUGUUGAAGAUGGUUACGACGAUGGGUUUUUAUCCACCAAAGGCAACUGGAUCAGGGGAAGACUCUAUUUACGAGUUUCUGUUAAUCAGAAGCAGAUCUCACUAUCAGAUGUAUUCAAAUUCGAUCUACACUCGACUGCCCAUCAGGCACUUAUUGAGUGUCAUGGAGACUCGUUACGAUAGCUUUUCCAAAAUCAGCUGUCAUCUGAUUCGUCUGACUACGGAUCUUUUCCCACAUAUGUUAUCCACAGUGACAAGCUUGAAGAUUGCUAAGUCACGUUUUAUGGGUGUACCAAUAACAGAGUCUGUACAAGAGUUCGAGAAUGAUUUGUGCAGUAAAGGUAUCGCUGUGUGUAUGAAGGCUGCUCAGAAGCUGCAUAAUGCACCACUGACGGACCAAUUGAAAGAAAAGUAUGAAAAAUGGUGGACACAAUAUGAGAAGUUUACCGCUGCUACGAAAGGCCAAUCAAAAGAGGAGUUGUCUGCUGCAAAGAAGGCAUUGCGAGAGGAACAGGCUGGGCUUCUUGGAGCAUUGGCUCUUCCAAAUUUUGUGGAUGAAGUUGGGAAGCAAGAGAGGCCGAUGUCGAAAUCAUUGAAACAUUGCGAUUAUCUUGUGCAAAAAGGGCACAUGCGAGUCGACAAAGAAAUAGGAGUUUUUCAUCUUACCCAGUUUCUCGAAAUGUUCGAAGAUGCUAUCUUGGUAUCGCUAUCAUACUUCGCGCGCGCGGCAAUUCUGGAAGGCGUCAAUGUGCCGGUACAAGACUUUGUAAGAUUCACAGAUGAGUCUGAUACUUUUCCUCCGACAUACCUAGGAACAUUGUUGGAUGAGGGCCUUAAGCUGGAUAUAAAAGCUCGGAAGGUUACAGGAAAAGAAUCACGAAAUUUCGAAACUCAAGCAGUCGUGUUUGAAGACAAAGGCUUAGAAGUAGCGAGGAAAAGAGAAAACUUUCAGAUUUCUUGGAUCGGUGACUAA
Molecule: messenger RNA, 981 nt
Organism: Cylicocyclus nassatus
Lineage: Eukaryota; Metazoa; Nematoda; Chromadorea; Rhabditida; Strongylidae
Source: the annotation of a GenBank genome assembly